Molecule: messenger RNA, 1875 nt
Organism: Diabrotica virgifera virgifera (western corn rootworm)
Lineage: Eukaryota; Metazoa; Arthropoda; Insecta; Coleoptera; Chrysomelidae
Exons: 2
Coding region: 1-1875 (624 amino acids)
Source: RefSeq, a predicted model, not a curated record
AUGUCGACUAAUAAGGAAUUAAUUAAGAGAAGGGGAAAUUUAAAACAAAAGCUUACUAUGUUUGAAAAAUUUCUCACCAAAAAGCGGAAUGAAAAACAAACGAAAAAUGUUAUCGUUGAAGUAGAAAUUAGAUUAGCUAACAUAGAACCAGUCAUAGACGAAUUCGAAAACAUACAAUACGAAAUCGAAAACAUGGCUGAAAAUGAAUCGGAAGAAUUUGAAAACCGAGAAAGCUUUACAGAUUUGUAUUAUUCGCUCGUAGCACAAGCAAAAUUAAUAAUAUCACCGAGUUCAGAUAAAAAUGAAUGUCCUAAUCAUCCCGUAGAGUCAAUUUCUUCAAAUUUAGAUAGCACGCAUUCAGUAAAUGUAGAUCAAGUUCAAGUCAAUCAAGUUAAUUGUCAAAUAAAAUUGCCUACAAUAUCUUUACCCCAUUUUCAAGGGUUGUACGGGGGGUGGCUUGAAUAUCACGAUACGUAUGAUUCAUUAAUUCACAGAAAUCCUGGAAUCAAUUCAAUUCAGAAGUUCCAUUAUCUUCGGGCAUCUCUAAGUGGAGAAGCUGCACAAGUUAUAAGUUCAUUAGAGAUUUCGGCCGCGAAUUAUGAUAUUGCAUGGAACUUAUUAUGCGAAAGGUUUGCAAACACUCGUCUUGUGAUCUACAAUCACACCAAGGCGUUAUUUGCUUUGCAGCCUAUUCAGAAAGAAUCUUCUUCUCAUCUACGUCAAUUAAUUGACAACAUUUCAAAAAAUUUGCGUUCUUUAGAAUCCCUCGAGCAACCAGUUCAUUCAUGGGAUACCCUAUUAAUAUUCAUGGUAGCCAGCAAAUUAGAUGCUACCACUGCAAGAGAAUGGGAAUCAUACAAGCCUAUAGGUGAUCUUCCUACCUUUGAGGACAUGAUUACGUUCUUAAAGGGCAAGGCCGAUCUUCUGGAAAAGCUAGAGGUAUCAAAAAUUUCACAUAACUCGGACAGACAGUCCAAAUUCUCAAGGCAGCCGCAAUCUUUUCUUUCAUUCAAUGGAAAAGCCUGUACGUUCUGCAACGAAAAUCACAAAAUCUUUAAUUGCGCUAAAUUCUUGGAGUGUUCAACUCAGGAACGAAUCAAUCAUGCCAGAGAGUCCAAGUUAUGCACAAACUGCCUUUAUCCCGGCCAUUUUAGCUCCAAGUGUAAAUAUGGAUCUUGUAAAAGGUGCAAGGGCAAUCAUAACACCCUAUUACAUUUAGAUAGGCAACAAUCCACUCAAAGUACUGACACUAAUCAGCGGCUGGAGAAUGAGCCUGAACACCAAGUGUCUCUUUCGGCUCACUCGAAUGGAGGUCAAGCGAUUUUGUCUACAGCUGUCAUUCAGGUAUUCGAUAAAAACGGUAGGGUUCAUCAUUGCAGAGCUCUUCUUGAUUGUGGCUCUCAAUCAAAUCUGAUAACGAGAGAAUUAGCUGAAAAGCUAGCACUAUCAAGGUCAGAGGUCAAUAUCUCUAUUGUCGGGAUAGGUCAUGCGGUUUCAAACAUUCGAUCUAAAUGCACGGCAAAGAUUCAGUCAAAACAGUCUUCAUUUUCUACAUCUCUUUCAUGUCUAGUAGUUAAUAGGAUCUGUGAUAGAAUUCAAGCAUAUAGUUUUAACAUUGGAAACUUAGCUAUUCCACAGCAUUUAAACCUAGCAGAUCCCAGUUUUCAUGUUGCUUCAAAAAUCGACAUUUUGAUAGGUGUUGAUACAUUCUGGAAAAUCUUGUGUGUAGGACAAUUCAGUUUAGGUCCUUCUGCUCCAAUUAUGCAAAAAACAAAGUUCGGUUGGAUAAUUUCCGGACCUACUCUUCAAAACCUAAUAGGUUUCCAUAACGCCCGAGUGACUGAAAAUUUAGCAUACUUUCCUCGUCUACUAUAA